Solanum dulcamara is the source of this 3540-nucleotide messenger RNA. RefSeq names its product PH, RCC1 and FYVE domains-containing protein 1. Bases 128 to 3364 code for a protein of 1078 amino acids. Gene Ontology annotation, molecular function: metal ion binding. The record is from RefSeq and is a predicted model, not a curated record. The transcript has 9 exons. Lineage: Eukaryota; Viridiplantae; Streptophyta; Magnoliopsida; Solanales; Solanaceae.
UCUCAUAAUUCCUAAAUACAUUCUUCUUCUUUUAAGGUUUUCUACUGAGGAAACUAAACUCUACUUCCUCUGUCACUUGUUUCACAUUCUUCUUCUCUUGUUGUCAUUCAUGUGAUUUUUAGUGAUAAUGGGUGAAGAACACUUGACCAUUCAUCCUUCUGAUCGAGCUGUUGAACAGGCAAUAGUUGCAUUGAAGAAGGGGGCACAUCUUUUGAAGUAUGGCAGAAGAGGGAAGCCCAAAUUCUACCCUCUAAGGUUAUCCGCGGAUGAAAAGUUUUUGAUUUGGUACUCCGGUGAGAAGGAAAACCAAUUGAAGUUAAGUUCAAUCACGAAUGUCAUCCGCGGCCAAAGUACUGUAAUUCUUCAGCCUGAAAUGGAAAGUCAGUGCAUAUCACUUAUAUAUGGAAAUGGCGAGCGCACUCUUGAUCUGAUUUGCAAGGACAAAAUACAGGCUGAGACUUGGUUUGUAGGCUUGAGAACUGUAAUAUCCAGGACUCACCAUCACAGAAUGGUGGACCCUCUGAAAAGCAAAAGAGGUGCACACAGUUGCAUCAGUAGUCCAGCGAGUUAUAUGCGGAGGAAACAGAAUCUUGGACUUUCAGCAAAGAUAAUCAGACCGUCUCAGGUUCGCAGCUUAGCGGGGAGUCCCACUCAGUCAUUUUCAGAAAGGUGUUUUACUGAUGGCUUAUCAUGUUCUUCUGAAAGCUUUUUCUCGGAAUCAAGCCUAUCGAGUGUGCACAAUGUAAUGGAUAAUGUUACAGCAUGUUCGUCAUAUUUUGAACCAGAUGACUUAAGCCAGAAGAGAGCAUCUUGUGCUGGGACUGAAAUCCAAACUGAUAUGCUUGCUCCACUUUUACCAUCCAGUGAUGAGUCAAGACCAUUUGGAAAGAAUGUACUGCGGGAUGUUUUUAUCUGGGGAGAAGGAGCAGAAGGGGGGUGCUUGGGGGUUGGGGUGAAGUUGGAUGCUUUGUCACCCAAACUUCUCGAGUCCACUGUGAUGCUUGAUGUACAAACAAUAUCCAUUGGCAGGAGUCAUGCUUCCAUAGUCACCAAACAGGGUGAAGUUUUUUGCUGGGGUGAAGGAAAGAAUGGACGGCUUGGGCAUAAACAUGAUAUGGACACUGCACGACCGAAACUGGUUGACUCUCUUAACGGGGUUCGUGUAAAAUCUGUCACUUGUGGGGAAUACCAAACAUGUGCCCUGACCUUUUCUGGUGAGCUGUAUACAUGGGGUGACAACUCUUUUUGUGCUGAGUUUGUAGGUGAGAAAAAGAGGAGAAGCCAUUGGCUACCAAACAGAGUAUGUGGUUCUCUGGAUGGUGUAAAAAUCUCUUAUGUUGCUUGUGCGGAAUGGCACACAGCAAUUGUUUCGACAACUGGACAAUUGUUUACUUAUGGAGAUGGAACUUUUGGGGUUCUUGGUCAUGGAAAUCUCCAAAGUGUUGCUCAACCCAAAGAAGUUGAGUCGCUUAGAAGUUUGUGGGUCAAAUGUGUUGCAUGUGGGCCAUGGCAUACAGCUGCAGUAGUGGAAAUCAUUGUUGAUCGUCUUAAAUUCAACAAUCCAGGUGGGAAGCUGUUUACAUGGGGUGACGGAGAUAAAGGAAGGCUUGGUCAUCCUGGUGAGGAGACAAAGCUUUUACCGACCUGUGUGGCAAAACUUGUUGACCAUGAUUUCAUUCAAGUUUCCUGUGCAAGCACCCUAACCAUUGCACUAUCUAGCACAGGAAAAGUUUAUAUGAUGGGAAGUGCAGUGCAUGGGCAACUAGGCAAUCCAGAAGCCAAAGAUAAAUCAUUAGUGCUUGUGCAAGGAAAACUUAGAGAGGAGUUUAUUACAGAGAUAUCCUCGGGGUCAUAUCAUGUUGCUGUGUUAACAUCAAGGGGAAGUGUUUACACAUGGGGGAAAGGUUCAAAUGGACAGUUAGGAAUAGGUGAUACGAAAGAUAGAAGUUGGCCCACUUUAGUUGAAUCACUGAAGGGCAGGCAAGUGGAACAUAUUGCUUGUGGGUCAAGUACUACAGCAGCAAUAUGUUUGCACAAAUCUGCAUCUAGUACUGAUCAAUCAGCUUGCAAAGGAUGUAGCAUGUCUUUUGGAAUUACAAGGAAGAAGCAAAACUGUUACAAUUGUGGCCUUCUCUUCUGCCGCACAUGCUGCAGCAAGAAAACUCCAAAUGCCUCUCUGGCCCCUGACAAGAUUAAAGCUUUUCGGGUAUGCGAUCCAUGUUUUUACCUACUUCAGAGGAUUGCUCAGUCAAGCAGGUCAUCCAAGCUUGAAAAUCAUAGUCCAAGACCCUUACUGAUUACCCAAAAGGCAGUUACUCGCGAGAAAGUAGAGCGCGAAGAGGCAAAUACUACAUCAAGUCGAAUGAUGUCAACCAAAAAGUAUCUAAAUGAGAAUAAUCAAUGUUUUGACAGGAGGUCUGCCAACAGUCUAGGGGAAAGUGGGCAGUUCUCUGAUCCUGUUACAUCCUUGCUGGAUAGUUUUCCAAGAUGGGGCCAAGUUCCUUGUCCUGAAAUCUUUAGAAGAGACUACGGACAGAUGAGAACCCAAAAACCUCAUGCAAGGAAUUAUCUGGCUUCAGCUUCUCCAACUUAUUUCAUAGAACCAGAAGUUGUCCCCUCUACUGGUCUAACUAUGAAGGAAGACUUGCAAGAAUCAGACAAGAUCCUGCUCGAAGAAGUUUGCAAGCUAAGAACUCAGGUUGAAACUCUUGAAAGAUUAUGUGAAACAAGAAAGGAGAAAAUUCAAGAGAGUCAACAAAAAGUUGAAGAAGCCUGGUCAGUGGCUAAAGAGGAAGCUUCCAAGAGUAAAGCAGCAAAAGAAGUUAUAAAAGCUUUAACAUCAAGGCUUCAGGCAAUGUCAGAAAGCAUUUUUCCUGGAACAGAAGCUAAUGUUCAAGCUAUUGCAAAUGUACUGCAGACAACAUCAACAUAUUCAGAUUGCCAAAAUCAUAUAAGUGGACACCGAAUUGUUUUGCCUCUUGCAAACACACACGUUGAGGAGAGAAAUGUUGAUAGCCUAUGUGGUUCUCCAAUCGUAUUCUCUAGUUCUUUAAGAUCAUUCUAUAACAAAGAAAACAACGUGGACUCCAGAUCAGCAGAAGAAUCUUGUAAAGAAUCUGAUCACGACCAAGCUGGGCUCAGAACAUCAAAAAUUGAAUGGGUGGAACAGUAUCAGCUCGGUGUCUUCAUUACAUUGACAGUACUGCCAAGUGGAAAGAAGGGACUCAAGCGAGUCAGGUUCAGUAGGAAAAAGUUUACUGAGAAGGAAGCAAAGAAGUGGUGGGAAGAAAACCAGCUUUCUGUCUACAUAAAGUAUGAUGUUGAAGGAUAUGAAAAUGUGAACCAAGGUUUGCUGAAGAAGUAACAGUUUCCUUUUUCUUCACAAUGUAAAUUGAACUUGAUUACAAUAGUGGUUUAUGUUAGAGAAAGUAUUAUUUAAUCACUUAAUGUGCUUUAACAUGUGAGGGCAACUGCAAUUUUGUAUUGCGGAAUAUGGAAGGACUAUCAUAGAUAUAAUAAUUAUAUAUAAGGUGGUUAUUA